UUUUUCGUGAAAAAUCUUCAAAAUUCAUAAGAAAUUUAAAGUUUUAAUUAUUUUUAAAUUUCUUCAGAGUCAAGUGAAUUUUCGGAUAUCAUCAUGAACGCGUUCGAAAUCGAAUCUAAGCUUGAAAAAGAAAAAAAUGAAAUUUCGCUUUUCAAAGACCGCGUUGAAAAAUAUCAUGAACUCACAAGUUCGAUGUCAACCAUUCUAAACUCCUUCGAGAAUCGUUUAGGGAAAUUAGAGACGACAAUUCUGCCAGUUUAUAACGUCACGAAGAGUUUACAGCAGAAACAGCACAAUUUGGAACAAACAAUUGCCGGGCUGGAUACCGUUUUGUCGCAUUAUGGCGCCUCGCAGGACACUUGCAACUUGAUUCACUUGGGUCCGAACGAAUGUGGCAUCGCUGCGUUCUUGGAAGCCUUGGAUAAGCUGAAAAAAGCGAAAGAUUAUUUUUUGAAUUAUAAUGAUCAGAGUGUUGAACUGCAAAAUGUCACGAGUUUGUACAAUACCGGCUGCGAAACGUUGAACAAUUACUUCAAAACUGUCGUAAAAAAGCAUUCGAGUCCCAUGAGACCCGUGGAUUUGCUCGAUUUUAUCUACAUUGAAGAGGAUAGUUCGAACGAAGAUUGUCCCUCGAUGAAACAAUUCGCUCCGACGGCACGGGAGGAGUUGGGGAUCAUCACGGCGUGGCUUGAUAACAACUUACGACGCGAAUAUGUGCAAAUUUAUGGCGACGAAAGGUCCGAUGUGGUCUCGAAAUCGCUUCAAUUGCUCAAAGAUCAUCAAAAAAGCGGCAGUUGGGGCAAUGAACAGCUUGGAAGAGCAAAAUAUCGCGAUGUAACUCCGUCGAAAAAGACAACUUCAGCACGACUUCAGUCGAUUUUCGAACGAAAAGCGAACAAAAUGUUGCAAAAAGCGUCGCAAUUCGGUCAAACGGCGUUAAGGAAGAAUUCUGUCUACGGCGAUACUUUAGUUCCGGAGGAAUAUGCCAACGACACGGAUCAAGAUUUGGAGAAAUAUCUCGUUUUGUUGCUCGGUUUGCAAAAAUUGCUGCUUUGGGAGCGACAAUUGAUGAAAGAUAUCAUUCCAGCGACCCGUGCGGGGGAAGUUUUCAGUCGAUUGGCUCAAAAUAGCAUCGAAAUGGUUGUCAGAGAUGCGGAAAAUAUCACGACGAAGGUCCUGAGGAACAUUGCACGCAAAGAAUGGUCCGCGGCUUUGGGAAUUUUUUCAGCUUUGAAGCACGUGACACUCUUAACGCCCGAUAUUGAGAAGACUUAUGACCAAACGCAGCGUCAACAAUUGCUGAAUGUGCUUGGAAAACUACAACAAACGGGCGCCAAGGCUUUGGAACAGUUUAUUGAGACGGUAAAAGGUGAUUCGGGCUCGAAUUUGAUGACAACAAGCACUGUAGGCACCGGAGUUCCUAAAGACGCGACAGUUCACGAGUUGACUUCGAAUGCAAUUUGGUUCGUCGAGCACUUACAAGAUCACGUCGACUCCAUUGGCAGCAUUUUGAUUAAUGAAACUUCUUAUAUUCACAUUUUGGAGACCCUUACGUCGCAUAAACAUUUCACGCAAGAGCAAAAAAAUAAAAUUUUACUCGGGAUUUACGUUAGAAAAGUUCUCACAGAGCUGAAUUAUACGAUUGUAGCGAAAUCUGAUCUCUAUAGCGAUCCAGCGACGAAGCAGAUUUUCAAGUUAAAUAACGUUCAUUAUAUUUUGAAGUCGCUGCAGCAGUCAAAUUUGCUGGAUUUGAUUUCGAUUACGGAAACUGACACCGAAAGUCGGUACAAUAAGAUGAUUCAAGAGCUGAAACAGGCGUAUCAUGCGUCAUGGGGGCGAUUAUUGGGAGCGUUGAGCUUGGAUGACAUGCCGAGACCCGUUAAUGGGAAGUGUAAGGAGAAAGAGAGGCAAAUUGUGAAGGAUCGGUUCUCGACGUUUAAUAAGGAAUUGGAAGAAGCGGUGAAAAUUCAGAGGAAAAUUACGAUUCCAGAUGUCAUUUUGAGGGAGGGGAUUAAAAGGGAUAAUUUGGAGAAUAUUAUUCCGGCGUAUAAUGCGUUUUUUGAACUGUUCCAUGACUUGCAAUUCUCGAAAAACGUGGACAAAUACGUGAAAUACCGAACAACGGAUGUCACUGAGAAGCUCAACACGUUAUUCGACGACACCUACUAAUUAACACAAAAAUAACUAAUUAUUAUUUAAUCUAACAACAGUAUGCCUUAAAUUCCAGUUAUUCAAAAAAUAGAGAA
Molecule: messenger RNA, 2246 nt
Organism: Culicoides brevitarsis
Lineage: Eukaryota; Metazoa; Arthropoda; Insecta; Diptera; Ceratopogonidae
Gene: Exo70
Product: exocyst complex component 7
Exons: 3
Coding region: 94-2169 (691 amino acids)
Biological process (GO): exocytosis
Cellular component (GO): exocyst
Molecular function (GO): phosphatidylinositol-4,5-bisphosphate binding
Source: RefSeq, a predicted model, not a curated record